AUGCAUAAGCAAAUACUCUGUUUCAUCACUCUGUUCAUAGCUUUCUUGGCCUCUCCAGCCACUUGUUACAGAUUCAAAUUCGAUUAUUUCGGUAAUGGUUCAGAUCUGUUCUCUUUCCACGGAGACGCAGAGUAUGGUCCCGACACCGAUGGCAUGAGUCGGUCCGGUGCACUCGCUUUGACCCGAGACAAAACCCCUUUCUCUCAUGGUCGAGCCAUUUUCGUAAAUCCAAUCACUUUCAAACCCAACGCUUCAUCUCUUUACCCUUUCAAAACCUCCUUCACUUUCUCAAUCACUCCUCACCAAACUAACCCAAACCCUGGCCACGGCCUCGCCUUCAUCGUCGUACCGGCUAACCAAAACACCGCCGGUUCCGGUGUAGGCUACCUCAGUCUCGUGAACCGAACCAGCAACGGUAAUCCCAACAACCAUCUCUUCGCCGUCGAAUUCGAUGUCUUCCAGGACAGAUCUUUUCGCGACAUCAACGAUAACCAUGUCGGAGUCGACAUUAACUCCGUCGAUUCGAUGGUUUCUGCGAAAUCCGGUUACUGGGUCAUGACGAGAAACGGAUGGUUGUUCAAGGAGUUGAAGCUGAGCAGUGGAGACAAGUACAGGGCUUGGAUCGAGUACAGCAACAGUCUUAAAGUCAUCUCCGUUACGAUCGGGUUUGCGCAUUUGAAGAAACCGAACCGGCCGUUGAUCGAAGCUAAGUUCGAUCUCUCCAACGUUCUUCUCGAGAAAAUGUAUACCGGUUUUGCCGGUUCUAUGGGGCGUGGUGUCGAGCGUCACGAGAUCUGGGACUGGACUUUCCAAAACUAA
Messenger RNA from Thlaspi arvense, 819 nucleotides. NCBI's taxonomy places the organism in Eukaryota, Viridiplantae, Streptophyta, Magnoliopsida, Brassicales, Brassicaceae. The record is from the annotation of a GenBank genome assembly.